Messenger RNA from Cynara cardunculus var. scolymus (artichoke), 1281 nucleotides. RefSeq names its product mitochondrial uncoupling protein 1-like. NCBI's taxonomy places the organism in Eukaryota, Viridiplantae, Streptophyta, Magnoliopsida, Asterales, Asteraceae. Gene Ontology annotation, biological process: mitochondrial transport; mitochondrial transmembrane transport. The coding region runs from base 76 to 990 and encodes 304 amino acids. The record is from RefSeq and is a predicted model, not a curated record. Gene Ontology annotation, cellular component: mitochondrial membrane. Gene Ontology annotation, molecular function: oxidative phosphorylation uncoupler activity. The transcript is spliced from 9 exons.
CUAUAAAGCUUUGCAUUAAAACCCAUCUUACUCCCCUUUGCAUUUCUCAUCUCCUCUCCUCUCCUCUCCUCAACCAUGGUCGCCGGCGAUUCCAAAUCCGACAUCUCUUUCGCCGGCACUUUCGCUAGCAGCGCUUUUGCAGCUUGUUUUGCUGAGAUUUGUACGAUUCCAUUAGACACCGCAAAGGUGAGGCUUCAGCUACAAAAGAAAGCAGUUGCAGGGGAUGGAAUGGGUUUACCAAAAUAUAAGGGAAUGUUGGGUACAGUUGGAACUAUUGCAAGAGAAGAAGGUCUUGCUUCUUUGUGGAAAGGCAUUGUUCCUGGAUUACAUCGCCAAUGUCUCUUUGGAGGUUUAAGAAUUGGCUUGUACGAACCUAUCAAGAACUUGUAUGUGGGUGAUAACUUUGUUGGAGAUGUUCCUUUGACGACUAAAAUACUUGCUGGGCUUACAACUGGUGCUCUUGCAAUAUCUGUAGCAAAUCCUACUGAUCUAGUGAAAGUCCGCCUUCAAGCUGAAGGAAAAUUGGCGGCUGGUGUGCCAAGGCGUUACUCUGGCGCAUUAAAUGCUUAUUCAACGAUUGUGAGACAAGAAGGGGUUAGAGCUCUAUGGACUGGACUGGGGCCAAAUGUUGCUCGUAAUGCUAUCAUAAAUGCCGCGGAACUAGCAAGCUAUGAUCAAGUGAAGCAGACGAUUCUGAAGAUCCCUGGAUUCACGGAUAAUGUCCUCACUCAUCUAUUAUCUGGCUUAGGUGCAGGAUUUGUUGCGGUUUGUGUUGGAUCCCCAGUUGACGUGGUUAAAUCAAGAAUGAUGGGUGAUCCAAGUUACAAAGGGACCAUUGAUUGUUUUGUGAAGACACUGAAGAAUGAUGGACCAUUUGCCUUCUACAAAGGCUUUAUUCCGAAUUUUGGAAGGUUAGGUUCUUGGAAUGUCAUCAUGUUUCUCACCUUGGAGCAGGCGAAGAAGUUUGUUAAAAGCAUCGAGUCGGGUUAAAUAUAAGCGUGGGAAAGUACAAAUUUACCCUUUUGUUGGCUGCAAUUGAAUAAACUCAUGAAUGCAUGAUAGAGGUAGAGGGGAUGGAAGAAAGCCUUUAUCCCUUGGUUUCUCAUAUGGAAAUUCCAUACUCCCAAAUUCAGGGGAAGAUACAUGUAAAUGUAUGUUGUAUAAAUUAUUACUCCUGUAACAUUAUUAUUCUGACUCAUUCAUAAGUUACAUGAGUUCGUUAAACAUUGUUACGAAAAUUGCAUCGAAGUGGAACCAAGUUUGGGUUGAUUUCUAUUUUGG